UUCUGCUUUGGCGUCAUGCUUGGGAUGGGAAGUGCGUUGGAGACAUUGUGUGGGCAAGCCGUUGGAGCGGGUAAACUAGACAUGUUGGGUGUGUACAUGCAAAGAUCAUGGGUCAUCCUCAACACAACUGCCCUCCUCCUUUGCCUUUUAUACAUUUUUGCGCGCCAACUCCUAAAAGCCAUCGGAGAAACAACCGCAAUCGCCGAGGCGGCCGGCGUUUUCGCCGACUGGAUGAUCCCGCAGCUGUUCGCCUACUCCAUGAAUUUCCCAAUUCAGAAGUUCUUGCAAGCACAGAGUAAGAUUAUGGUCACGGCUUGGAUUUCUGCCGCGGCGCUGGUAGCGCACGCGGCGCUAAGCUGGGACUUGAUGUUAAAAGUGGGGUGGGGCCUUGUUGGUGCGGCGGUGGUUUUAAAUGUGACGUGGUGGUUCAUAGUUGUGGCUCAGUUGGCAUAUAUAUUUGGUGGUAGUCUUUGCCUGGAAGUUUGGUACUUUAUGGCCCUAAUUCUGGUAGCUGGUUAUCUCAAGAACGCAGAAGUUGCGGUGGAUGCAAUGUCCAUUUGCAUGAACAUAUUGGGAUGGACAGUGAUGUUAGCAUUCGGAAUGAAUGCAGCAGUAAGUGUGAGAGUGUCAAAUGAAUUGGGGGCAGGUCAUCCAAGAACAGCGAAAUUCGCUGUAACUGUGGCUGUGAUUAGUUCAUUUGCGAUUGCUUUAGUGCUCUCCAUGAUUCUCGUCAUAUUCAGGAAGCAAUACCCUUCACUGUUUUCAACGGACGAAGAUGUGAAAGAGCUUGUGAUAGAGCUGACACCCAUGUUGGCGUUAUGCAUUAUAAUCAACAACGUGCAACCAGUUCUUUCAGGUGUGGCUGUUGGGGCAGGCUGGCAAGCUAUUCUUGCUUAUGUCAACAUUGCUUGCUACUACAUUUUUGGUAUUCCUCUUGGACUUCUUUUGGGCUUCAUGCUUGGAUGGCCCAUUUUUCGGGGAAUUUGGUCUGGAAUGUUGUCUGGGAUAGUCCUACAAACUUGUGUGCUAUUCUUCAUGAUCUACAAAACGAAUUGGAAUAAAGAGGCUUCUCUUGCAGAAAAUAGGAUAAAGAAGUGGGGAGGUUAUAAAGAUACAAAAGUGAAUCAUAUUGUGGAGGAUAAUCAAGAAGCAUAA
This is a messenger RNA of Arachis duranensis, 1155 nucleotides long. Its product is annotated as protein DETOXIFICATION 29-like. Gene Ontology annotation, molecular function: antiporter activity; xenobiotic transmembrane transporter activity. Gene Ontology annotation, cellular component: vacuolar membrane. The record is from RefSeq and is a predicted model, not a curated record. Gene Ontology annotation, biological process: xenobiotic detoxification by transmembrane export across the plasma membrane. NCBI's taxonomy places the organism in Eukaryota, Viridiplantae, Streptophyta, Magnoliopsida, Fabales, Fabaceae.